This is a messenger RNA of Durotheca rogersii, 673 nucleotides long. RefSeq lists its product as uncharacterized. The transcript is spliced from 3 exons. NCBI's taxonomy places the organism in Eukaryota, Fungi, Ascomycota, Sordariomycetes, Xylariales, Xylariaceae. The coding region runs from base 144 to 362 and encodes 72 amino acids. The record is from RefSeq and is a predicted model, not a curated record.
GAUGAAGCAAACACGACAUCUAUAAAAGCCCACCUUCUCAUGAGCCAAGAGAUGAUAGCAAAUGCAGUUGCGCUGGCUCAUCGACCUCCUACAGCAAGUUAGAGACCAAGACCAGCAAGUCAUAUCAGAUCACACCGAGAAUCAUGUGCGACUACGACGAAUUUCGGUUUGAAUGCAAUCACUCUGUUUGUCGUUUAAAGUCUUACUGCCACUUCGCACGUAAUCACCCCCAUCAUAAAUGCCUAGGAGUCAAAAAGCUUCGGGAUUCUUGGCUUCAGGAGGGCGAGCUCUGCGAAACAUGCGUUAAAAACGGGUUUCGGUUAAUGAAUGGGAAGAUAUGGGCUCCUCCGCAACUGGAAUGAGGAGCUCUGGUGGUAGGAAGAGUCUGCUCGAAGAUAUGAAUGGUGCAGGAUUUGUUCGCAUUCAACGCUUUCAGAUUCGCAGCUCGUAGAGGUUGGUUGUCUGUCAUCUUGUUAUGGAAGCCAGGAUGCGCUAUUAGCGUACAGCCUCAGGAUAUGCCAUCGAAGUGGAUUAUGUGAAAAGAGCGCCUGGGUAGAGGUCCAACUGAAUUAACGCCUAUUGGGGUGUCCAGUGAAUUGCUUCAAGACGGAAGGCAAUUAUAUAUGAGACAGAUUCAUACAAUUGGUAACCGAGCCACAAAUCCACUGCAAAC